AGGAUGGGAAACAAGCAGACAACCUUCACCGAGGAGCAGCUGGAGGCGUUUCAGGAUUGUACCUUCUUCACCCGCAAGGAGAUCCUGAGGUUACACAGCAGGUAUCGUGAGCUGGCUCCACAUCUGGUUCCUCUGGAUUACACCAACAGCCCCGAAAUCAGGGUUCCUCUGACGCUCAUCAACACCAUGCCGGAGCUCAAGGAGAACCCGUUCCGGGACCGGAUCGUGGAGACGUUCUCCGAGGACGGACAGGGGAACCAGACCUUCAACGACUUUGUGGACAUGUUCUCUGCUCUGUGUGAAACUUCACCGAGAGAACUGAAGACCAUCCACGCCUUCAAGAUCUACGACUUUAACAGGGACAGCUUCAUCUGUAAGGAGGAUCUGAGGAAGACUCUGAACAAGCUGACGAAGGGCGAGCUGACGGCGGAGGAAGUGACGCUGGUUUGUGAUAAAGCCGUCGAGGAAGCCGACCUGGACGGAGACAGCAAGCUCUCCUUCUCCGACUUCGAGAACAUGAUCUCCAAAGCUCCAGACUUCCUCAGUAACUUCCACGUUCGAAUAUGA
This is a messenger RNA of Scomber japonicus (chub mackerel), 567 nucleotides long. RefSeq names its product calcium and integrin-binding family member 2-like. Bases 4 to 567 code for a protein of 187 amino acids. The record is from RefSeq and is a predicted model, not a curated record. NCBI's taxonomy places the organism in Eukaryota, Metazoa, Chordata, Actinopteri, Scombriformes, Scombridae. The transcript is spliced from 6 exons. Gene Ontology annotation, molecular function: calcium ion binding.